AACCGGGGGCCCGUUUUUCUGCCCGCAGCCUCCUUCCUGUAGCCCGGUUGAGGAAGUGAAUUUCGCUGACAGGGCUGGGUUCAGUGAGGGAGAGGUGAGCAAAACAUCUUCCGCGGGGGGUUGAAAAAAGAAAACAAACAAACAAACAACAGAACAACAAGAGGCAAGAGGAGCGUUUCGAUAGACCACAGUGAAGCUAAGGUGCACAGACAUCGGUGAAAUCGUGCUCCCCUGCCCCGCUGAGACCGCCGCAGACAUGAAUGACCAGCAGCUGGACUGUGCUCUAGACCUGAUGAGGCGUCUGCCUCCUCAGCAGAUUGAGAAGAACCUCAGUGACCUCAUUGACCUGGUGCCCAGUCUGUGUGAGGACCUCCUCUCCUCUGUGGACCAGCCCCUGAAGAUUGCCCGGGACAAGGUGGUGGGGAAAGACUAUCUGCUCUGUGAUUACAACCGAGACGGCGACUCCUACAGAUCCCCGUGGAGUAAUAAGUAUGAACCUCCUAUUGAAGAUGGUGCAAUGCCUUCAGCUCGCCUGAGGAAACUCGAGGUUGAAGCCAAUAACGCCUUUGACCAGUACAGAGACCUGUACUUUGAGGGUGGUGUGUCCUCUGUGUACCUCUGGGACUUGGAUCAUGGCUUUGCUGGAGUUAUUCUCAUCAAGAAGGCCGGGGAUGGAUCCAAGAAGAUCAAAGGGUGCUGGGACUCUAUCCAUGUGGUAGAGGUGCAGGAGAAGUCCAGUGGUCGUACUGCUCACUACAAACUCACCUCCACCGUCAUGCUGUGGCUCCAGACAACCAAGACCGGCUCCGGCACAAUGAACCUGGGUGGCAGCCUUACAAGACAGAUGGAAAAAGAUGAGACGGUUGGAGAAUCCUCACCCCACAUCGCCAACAUCGGCCGCCUUGUCGAAGAUAUGGAGAACAAGAUUCGCUCCACACUGAAUGAAAUCUACUUUGGGAAGACCAAGGACAUUGUCAACGGCCUAAGGAGUGUUCAGACUUUGGCUGACAAGUCAAAGCAGGAGGCUCUGAAGGUCGACCUGAUGGAGGCACUCAAACGCAAACAUAACAGCUAGAGAUGCUACUGGUUUUUUUUGUUUUUGUUUUUUUUUUUGUUUUUUUUUCUUCUUUCUUUCUUCUGACUUUCACUCUCUCUGCCUCAUCUCUGCCAUCUUUUCUCUGUUUCUUUACGUCUCUCCCUCCAUGACUGUUUCAGUGCUGCACUCUUGUUUAUUUGUGGAAAAACAAAAAAGGAGAAAAUGCUUAGCUUUUUUUUUUUUUUCCUUUCGGGUUUUGCCAUGAAGCCAUUCACUCCCUCUUUCUCUCUUCAUCCCUCUCUUCUCAGUCUCUCCCAUGUUAUGAAUAUAAUGAUAGUAUUUCCACGGUUAAUGAUAAUCUUACAGUGUGAGGGUCAUUGUAAUAAUAAUCCCUGAUGUUCUCACAGCUGAUGUGUCCUUAGUCAGUUUGAAAUGAGCGACUUUGGCCCUGCUCUUCCUCCGUGGUGAGGAAACUGACUUGGACUGUGCUGUAGGUGGUGUAGGCUUGGUGGGGCUGUCAUUAUUGUGCACAUCAAAUUUAUUUCCUGCACCUGUUUUUGUCCUAUGGCACCCCCCCCCCACACACACACACACACACAAACAAACAAUUUAUUUGUAUAAAACUAUAACUGUCUAUGUAUAACUGUCAUUCUUCUGGCCAUUGUAAACGGUGCGAACACAAGGGCGGCCUUCGGUGGGUGUUAAAAGGCUUUUAUUCUUUAUUCCACUCUGUCCGCAUGCAUGUGAGCCUGUGUGGUAGCAUGGGGCCGCAGUCAUUGGAAGUGUAGAAUUAUCAAACAUGGGGGAUAGACUGUUAUAAUCACCUGUUACACCCUCGUCGUCAAACUAGUCCCCUACACUGUGUGUAACAUGACAGUUUGCCUCCCCUCUGUUCGGCUUAUUCAACUCUUCUCUCUCCUCACCUACUAUGUCUUUGUUGGGGGUCACAGUUUGUCUUUGUGUCUCGAUGGAAACCUUUGACUGUUUCCAUUUUGGAGGGGAAUCUUUUGUUGUAUUUUUGUUCUGUUUUUAUUUUGUAAAGCUUAUGAUUCAUAAUGUAUUAGAGCCUCCAGCAACAAUAAAAACGGUAAAAAGCUA
Messenger RNA from Xiphias gladius (swordfish), 2134 nucleotides. RefSeq names its product capping actin protein of muscle Z-line subunit beta (gene capzb). NCBI's taxonomy places the organism in Eukaryota, Metazoa, Chordata, Actinopteri, Istiophoriformes, Xiphiidae. Bases 257 to 1075 code for a protein of 272 amino acids. Gene Ontology annotation, biological process: negative regulation of filopodium assembly; barbed-end actin filament capping; regulation of lamellipodium assembly. The record is from RefSeq and is a predicted model, not a curated record. The transcript is spliced from 9 exons. Gene Ontology annotation, molecular function: actin filament binding. Gene Ontology annotation, cellular component: cytoplasm; F-actin capping protein complex.